GAUCGGGUGCCCUCCCCUCCGGUACCUCGUGAAUUGCGGCGCCUCGCAGAGCCGUGGAAACAUACAAAGAGUAUCCCGGUCACGUGGCCGGGCGAGCGAUCCAGUUUUGCAGCUUUGUUGCAUCGGUGCAAUUGCACACCCGCCCGGCCUUUUGCAUUCUCGUUUUUGCUAGGCACGGCCUCUUCCUCCGUUCAGCUCCUCCUUUCCCACUGCCACCAUGAUGGCAGACUCGCUCCGGCUGCCUUGUGCACCCCGAUUUCUGAUAUCUCUAGCUGUAGCUGCAGGGGUGAUGAGGACUGCGUCCUCCGAGGCUGCCGCAGGGGAUGCUCCGCCUGGCAAAAUAGCUGUGAUAGGAGCUGGGAUUGGUGGCUCCUCAGUGGCCUACUUUCUGCAACAGCAUUUUGGGCCACAGGUGCAGCUGGAUGUGUAUGAAAAGGACACUGUCGGCGGUCGCCUGGCCACAGUCACUGUCAACAAACAGCAGUAUGAAAAUGGAGGUGCCUCCAUCCACUCCCUCAAUUUGCACAUGCAAGACUUCAUUAAACUGCUGGGACUGAAGCACCGUCGAGAAGUGGCUGGGAAAAGUGCAGUCUUCAAUGGGGAGCAGUUUGUCCUGGAGGAGACAGACUGGUACCUCUUGAACCUCUUUCGACUCUGGUGGCACUACGGCAUGAGCUUCUUGCGUCUACAGAUGUGGGUGGAGGAGGUAAUGGAGAAGUUCAUGAGAAUCUACAAGUACCAGGCUCAUGGCUAUUCAUUCUCUCGCCUAGAGGAACUCUUACAUUCACUGGGUGGUGAUGCCUUUGUCAACAUGACUCAGCGCUCCGUGGCAGAAUCCCUGCUGGAGGUGGGCAUCACACAGCGCUUCAUUGACGACGUCAUUGUGGCCAUUCUGCGUGCCAGUUAUGGCCAAUCCGUACUGGUGCCUGCAUUUGCAGGAGCCAUGUCACUAGCAGGAGCACAAGGCAACAUGUGGGCUGUGGAAGGUGGCAACAAGCUGGUGUGCUCAGGUUUGCUGAAGUUAACCAAAGGCAACGUAAUUCAGGCCACUGUGACUGCGAUCUCCCUGCACAAUUCAGGAGGAAAAAACUUCUACCAAGUGCACUAUGAGGAUGAAGAAGGCCAAGGUUCCAGUUUCUAUGACAUAGUGGUCAUUGCCACACAACUGCAUGAUAAGAAAAGCAACAUCACCUUUCAGAACUUUGACCCUCCUGUUGCUGAGUUUCCAGGCACUUUUCACACUACGAUCACCUCCAUAGUCCAUGGCUAUCUCAACUCCUCUUAUUUUGGCUUUGGUGAUCCAAAGCUCUUCCCUUUCACCAGUGUCCUCACCACAGACACUCCAGCCCUCUUCUUCAAUUCCAUGGAUAAUGUUUGCCCUGUCAACGUAUCUGGUACCUUCCGACGGAAACAACCCCAAGAGGCUGCUGUGUGGAGAGUGCACUCCCAGAAUCCCCUGGAAAAGCAGGAGCUGAAGAUGCUGUUCCGUUCCUAUUAUUCUGUCCAGGUGACAGAAUGGCAGGCAAAUCCUUCUUAUGAAUCUUCCAAGACUCUUCCACCCAUUAUUCUCCAUGACAACCUCUACUACCUCAACAGCAUAGAGUGGGUAGCCAGCUCAGUGGAAAUGGCUGCUGUGGCAGCCAAAAAUGUGGCCCUCUUAGCUUACAACUUCUGGUAUCAUGACCUAGAUAAGAUAGACCAGAAAGACCUGAUGCACAAAGUAAAGACUGAGCUGUGAAUCUAGCAGGCACUGCUGGAGGAGACUUUCAGGAUCGUCUCCUUUAUUGGAUGCAGGGUGGGUUGAACGGAUACCCUGGGCUUUUAACAGAGAGAUGACUGGAGGGUUGGAUAUAUAUCCCUGUGAAUUUAUUUGCAAGUGCAUUCCAUUCUCUUUUGCAGAGAGUGCGCUAAUGGCAAUCCUUUGCUGGAGACUAUCGAUUCCUGGAAAAAUCUUAGAAGGCAUCUAAGCCAGUUACAAUUGAACCACAUCUAAGCUGAUUCCUGGUUGAGAAGUGGGACUGGUUUCUUCUUCAGGAAAACAAUACUCAGUUGCCUGCUGCUGAGCCACAGUCAUGUAUUGCCUAUUGUACAUCACUUGGCAAGCUUCACCUUUGCAAAGAAACUAUGUGAAGAUCGGAUCUCUUAUUUCCCUACACAACAGCUGCAGUCCUGAUUCCCAGCUGCUUUCUGCUUAACUCCCUUCAUGUGGCUAGGCUUCUGUGCUAAAGGGAAUGGCGCUUUUGAGUAGGAGCAUAUGUCUGAUAACAGAUCUUGUAGCUCCUUGACUGUACUGCCAUGCCAAGCAACGUAAUCCUUUACCAAUUCCCACAAGCUUGCCUUUAAUUGUGGUCAGCGAGAGCCCUGACUUAGGUGUUUAGGUACCUUCAAAAACUCAGGUCUGAUGUCUCCUGCCUGUGCAAAUGUGGACGAAUGUGAACGUGCCUCCUACUGUCUGUACCUAUAAAAACUGCAUAACCACUGCCCUGAUAACAUCCAAUUGCUGCAACUAAUGGCUGGUCUAAUGUUGCUUUCCCCUAUGUGCAUCAUGGAAAAAGAUAUUGUUGCUGUUUCUGGGAAAACUGGGCAUUUCCCCUUCCCAGAUGUAAGUGAUAAAAUUAAUUUUUUAUUGUCUCUUGGCUAGGAGAAAAUACUGCACAUAGAUUAGAAAAUGUUAGGACUGGGAGCUACAUUUCAGUGGUGUGGCUCAGCUGAUUCUAUAAAUCUGGAGUUGGGGGCUUGUCUGCUCCUUUCAUGCCGUUAGUCAUGCCAUACUUACUUGAAACAGUAAACAGCUUUUGCAGUAAAUGGGUAACUUGGGGCAAAUGCCACAAAGCAGUCAGGAUCCAUUCUUAGAGUCUGGAGAAGAAGGCUGUUGACAGAGCCAUCUGCUGCCUUCUACAGGGAUUUGUUUUUUUUUUAAAUCAGGCUUUGAGAAAAGAAUCAAGUACUUACAAAAUAAGGUGAGGAAUUCACUUUAUUGUUACACAGCAAGACUGUUUCCUGAGUACAAUAAUUGGCCACUGAAUUCCUCCUGUUUCCAUUGUAGAGGCAGGACAGGAAAGGCUGGCCAUGUGACUCUCAACCUUCAAUAAAGUUCCUUAACUGUGUACUUAAAGUACUUAUUGCUAUUCUAGGAUGGGCGAAGAAACUGAAGUGCACUCGAGGCUACUAAUUUAUUUUCAGUGGUGUUCUGAAGUUCCGACAAAAGUCAGUCCUUUGAAAAUAUAUUUACUUUAUUAUAUCAUUCUUUCCUGGUUUGUUUAAUAGAUACUUUGAUAUUGACUUCCACAAGCUGGAACCAAUACUUCCUUCAUCUUAACAAAGCCUUUGUGUUCUUGUAAAACUGCCUUAUAUUGAAUCAGGUUAAUGGUCCAUUGCCUGCUUAGAUUGCAAGUGACUCUCCGAAGUCUGGGGGAAAGAUCUGUCUCAGUUCUCUCGAGAUCCUUUAGUGGGGCAAGCUAGGCAUUGAAUCUUGGACCUUCUGCAAAUGAUUUGCUCUGAGCUAUGCCCAUUUCUCAAUUUGCCCUGAGCUAUGCCCUGAGCAAUGCCCUGAGCUAUGCCCUGAGCUAUGCCAGAGCAAUUUGCCCUGUGAGCAAGCACAGCCUCUUUUCCCACACUGGCAGGAAAGGCAGGGGGUUGGGGAUGAUCAAGAAACUGAAUGGCCUACUAUUUUUUGACCUUCAGGAGUCAAUGCAGAUAGACAGCGGUUCUUACAGAAGGGUUUUAUUUUUUCUGUUUCCAUCAGAGUCAUAAAUGACCUCUUGGAAUCUUGAUGUUAUUCUGGUCUAAGUUGUGUUACAGUUUAUUAAGGUCUCCAGAAUCCAAAUGCAAAAGCCACUUGUAAGCGGAGUGGUCAGCACCCACAACGAUGAUCUUCAGAAAAGCAAAACCACCUGUUAGGCAGAAUUACACAACUGAGCCCUCUGCAUUUAUGAUGCAGGCCUUCCAGCUUCUCCAUCAACCAUGUGCCCAAGACAGUUCUUCUCUGCUAUACACCUGAGCAUGCAGGUAUGCCAGAUAGAACAGCUGGCAGUGGAAAAUGUGUGACUGGAUUCAUUUCAUGAGCUAAAUUCAAGUCCAGUAGCAUGUCAGACACCAACAACAGUUCCAGGGUAUAAGCUUUUGAGUCAAAGCUCCUUUCAUCAAGUACAAUCUGAGCUUUGACUUUCAGGGCUUUGGCUGUCUAAAGCGUAUCCUUGAAAUGUUGAUCUUUAAGAUACUACUGAAUGUGAAUCUAGCUCCUCUACUGCAGACCUACACCAUCUACCCUCUGAAAAUAUCAUGAGCUAUUGUAAAAAACACAAUUACAGAGGCCUGUCUUAUGGACUCAGAAGCAUAAUGACUGGGGUAGUGAAACCUCUGUAUAAGUUCCUAAGUGAUUGCUUGCAGUGUGUGUGAGGCAGUGCCAGGCUAUCAGAGGGUGAUGGGAGAAAAGGGUCCUGUCCGAAGCAGUUUUGGUUUCUGAAAAAGCACAUGUGCAUGCACUUCCACCUUGCCUCAUUGUGACAGUAAAAGGAGCAAGGAAGAGAGCAUAGCUCACCAGCUGGCAAGAGAAGGAGACCAGGCAGAUGGGAGCAGAAGGCCCUGCUGCAAGGAUGGCAGAAGAUCUGCCCAUUGUAGGUCCUCAAAAAAUGCAAGUGCAACCUACAGCAAUGGUCUCCAUGACCAUUUUGUACUCUUUAUGACACUUUUUCUUCUUCCUGUGAGUUUUGCUUCGCUCACAUAGCAGACGGCGCACUGGGAUUUUGCUGUAGAUGGGAAUACUGACCAGGGUACGGUCUUCCUGCAUGGUGAAGGGAUUGAUGCAUCCUGCACAUAGGCAGAGUGCCUCUGGAAUGUCGACUGGGAUUCGCGCUGCAUCAUGGUUAAUCCUGAAAUAAUAUAGAUUGUGUUGACAUGAGAAUAUGCAUGCUCGUUUUAGAUGGGUAGUAAAGACAGGCCACAUUGGUACAAAUGGCUUUGGAAAAUGGAAUUGCAACAACCUCCCACUGAGGCACCUCCUAAUGUACCAUAAAGUAAACCUUCUGAAAUUCUGUGUCUUCCUAGAGAGAUCAGUGAUAUGUAGCUAGAAGAUUACACUAAACUUUUGCAGCAUGCAUGACUAAACCUUUGCAGCAAGCAUGACCUUCACAGUAUUCACAGUAUAGUGAAUAGUAUUUACAGUAUUCACAGUAUAGUGCUAAGGAUUCCUAGGGCAGUACCACAGUAUGAUUUGACAAUAAAUGAUCUGAACAUCUUUUGCCUUGAAAACCCUAUAGGUCACCAUAAGUAGGCUACGAUUUGACAGCAAAAAAAAAUGCACUCAGGAUUGUGGUGACACAUAAAAGACCGUUUGGUGGUCUCCUGAAAAUAAUCAGAAAUGUGUGUGCCAGUGGUGGGUUUCUGUAGGUUUUUGCAGUUAUCAGUUUGGAUAACAUCCUGUUUUUCAAAUGAUGUACUAGCAUCUACUUCCACUGUUAAAACUACAGAAAGGGAUAUGUGUAUUAAAACAUGUUACUGUGGUUAAUUAAACCAUGGUUUGAUCAAACCCUGGUCAGUUAUGGUAACUGAAUGGAGAUGCUUGGCAUAAAACUGGGAUUUCAAACUAGAGUUUGUAGCUGGUUUAUUAGCCCUAAUUUAUACCCUUCUAUAUUAGCCCUAAUUGUUGUCUUGACAGAAUUUACAAAACAAAGUUUCAGUAGACUACCUGGCCAGAGAGAACACAGUGUAUGGAAGAUGUUCUCCUUGUUUCGAGGCAGACAUGAAACAAGAAGCAGACAAACUAGUUGGCCUGCUAGCAUUCACUGUACUUCAUAUACUUCUGGGUUCUUCAGAAUUUUAGGGUUCUUGAAAGAAGCAUAAAAUGACAUGGCUGACCCAUGCAGGAAAACAGCACAUACAUUAACUUUUAACAGUACCACAGGAGGAGUCAGUAUCACAGAAUUAAGCCACUAAUAAAGCCGCAGUAUUUUCUUGGUUCACUCUCUAGGUUAGCCAGUGUUAAAUAUGAAAAUGAAGUAGUGUAAAGAAAUGAGUAAGCUUCUUUCUGAGUGAUGUGAACAUACUUAAGGGACAGGACACACAUGCCCCAGCUGAAAGCUAACCUCUGAGUAGGCUCCAUCUUCAAUUGGUUAAAAACAUAUUGUUAGUUCCACAGCUAUAAUUAAUGUUUACAGUUUAUUACCAGUUGUCCCUAUUGAACUAAUGGCAUUGCCUGCUCAACAACUGGGGUGAUUUUUGGCAUAUGCAACUGAAUUUCUGAUAAUGCCAACAAGUCAUUAUCAGUAACAUCUAUGUACAGUUGCAUCCAAAGUUUUCAAGAGGUUACAGACUAUAAAUCACAUCCACUCUGACACCUUUAGUGUCCCUGAAUGAUUCCUCAGAUUAUCUGGAAAGGAGUCUAUCCAGGCUAAUCACUUUAUUCAUGUACACAGGGCCUAGAGGCUCCCAAGCAGGCCCAAAAGCAUUCCAGGUCCAUUUUAUUUAUUUUGUUAGAAUAUUUCUAUGCUGCCUCUUCAAACUGCUGCUCAAAAUAACAUACAAUUAUAAAAAAGCAAUAAAAAUAAAUGCUUGUUAAAGGAAGCAAGCUACUAAAAACAAGCUUGCAGGCUUCUGCAAAUCCCAGUUCACCCCAACAUGGACUUGGGUGUCAUUGUCCCUACAUCAAAUCCAACACUAACAUCAGAAAUUAACUGGAUUUCAACACAGGCCUAGGCUACAAUAAUAGUUCACUUUAAUCUAAAAUGGCAUUCUCAUUUCCCCCAGUUCCAUUUCAACCUUUUGGCACCAGACUAGAAAUUUAAGAGAAGUUCCCCAGAAAAAAGGUGUAACGUAGCAUAAGAGAAGCCAGUGUUAUUAUCCCCCAAUGUGUCACACAAACAUCAUGCUAGGGUUGCCAGCUCUAGAUUGGGGAAUACCUGGAGAUUUUAGGAGAGAAGCCUGAGGAGGGUGGGGUUUGGGGAGGAGAGGGAUUUUCGUGGAGUUUAAUGCCAUAUAUUCCACCUUCCAAUGCAUUCAUUUUCUCCAAGUGAACUGAUUCUGUUGCCUGAAGAUCAGUUGUAAAAGAAGGAGAUCUCCACCCACCCACUGGAGGUGGGCAAUCCUAUUUGAGCCCUGCUGUUUCUACACCUAAUCCAUCACUGAGAUCAGGGGUUAACAGUGCCAAGGGCAGGUAAGGGAACCAGACUGGAUUCUGUAGCUUAUAGCUUCCUGUCAGUAAACAGGAAUGAAGUGGAUCUUAAUCAGAUAUAGGGUUCAGAUCUGCUUGAUAAACUCUUCUAAAAUCCUCAGGUAUCUCCAAAUCUGGAGUUGGCAACCCUACCUCCAUUGCAGAGGGAAUGGUUAUCAUGUUAUUGGUUUUGUACCCAGAUUGUUUGAAUAACAUGCUGGAAAGCAAAUGAAGCAAGGUUUCAACUUUCAGCUUAUACAGAAGGGCUCCUAAGGUGUGGUUUUAUUAUGUGUAUUUUCAAUUGGUUCUUAAUUGCCUUGUGGUUUGUAAGAGGGCAAAAAUGUGAGGCAUAAAUUUUGUGCAGCAAAUACAUAAAAA
Molecule: messenger RNA, 7525 nt
Organism: Sphaerodactylus townsendi
Lineage: Eukaryota; Metazoa; Chordata; Lepidosauria; Squamata; Sphaerodactylidae
Gene: PCYOX1L
Product: prenylcysteine oxidase 1 like
Exons: 6
Coding region: 218-1738 (506 amino acids)
Biological process (GO): prenylcysteine catabolic process; prenylated protein catabolic process
Molecular function (GO): prenylcysteine oxidase activity
Source: RefSeq, a predicted model, not a curated record